Molecule: messenger RNA, 2171 nt
Organism: Diatraea saccharalis (sugarcane borer)
Lineage: Eukaryota; Metazoa; Arthropoda; Insecta; Lepidoptera; Crambidae
Source: the annotation of a GenBank genome assembly
ACACUUUCCACGCGUUUGAAGUAAACUCAUAACGAUAGUGAGUUUAAGUAAAAAAAUAUUGUAUAACAUUUGUGUUUAUAACUUGUGAAAAAAUAAUACAAACCAAUGGAUAUACCGACUGAUGUGUGGGGUCAACUUGCUCUGGAAGCUAGUCAAGUCUAUUUGACUGAAGGAGGUCAAGUGAGAAGUCCAUUCGCUAACACGACAAUUGAAAAGUUACCUGACAAAGUAUUAUUGAAUAUAUUUUCAUAUUUGAGUCACCGUGAAAUAUGCCGAAUGGCGACAGUAUGCAAACGAUGGAGAAUGGUUGCAUAUGACACUCGUCUGUGGACUCAUGUCAGCUUACGGCCCGAAAUAUCUGGAUUACACGUUGGUUCACUGGAGUCACUGCUCGCGUUAAUUUCAAUAAGGUUCGGCCCAUCCUUGCGGUAUAUAGAGUUACCUAUAGAGUUGAUUACCCACAACGUGCUCCAUGAGUUAGCCGCUAAGUGCCCUAACUUGACUCACAUGCUUCUUGACUUCAGUACCGCCAUGCAGUUGCACGAUUUCUCGGAGAUGCAAGCGUUCCCCACGAAAUUGAAGUACUUGUGCAUCUGCCUAUCUGAAGUCAUCUUCAUGGAGGGUUUCAUGCGGAAGAUAUACAACUUCAUCAACGGCUUGGAGAUCUUACAUCUUAUCGGUACCUACGAGAAGAUAGAAGAAGAAGAAGAGGAAAUCUACGAGGUGAUCAAUGUACACAAACUGAAAUCUGCGACACCCAACCUGCGUGUCAUCAAUCUUUACGGCAUCAAUUUCGUAGACGAUUCGCACAUCGACGCGUUCAGUUCAAACUGUAUUCAGUUGGAGUGCCUUGCAGUGAAUUAUUGUAAUAAAGUCACUGGUUCCACCAUGAAGACAUUAUUCCAACGAUCGAGGCGUCUGACCUGCCUUCUUAUGAAUGGCUGCAGUCUGCACUCAGAUUAUGUGAUGCAAGUGGAAUGGGAGAAGUCCUCCAUUCAGGAAUUGGACGUUACAGCGACUGAUUUGUCUACGGAGUGCCUGAUCGAUAUGUUGUCAAGGAUCCCAAACUUGCGAUUCCUCAGUGCAGGCCAGAUAAAUGGGUUCAACGAUUCCGUGCUGAAGGCUUGGUUGGAAGCAGGCACUGCUAGGAAUCUGAUGGCUCUCGAUGUGGAUUCGUCAGAUAAUCUAUCAGACGAGGCGUUACAUCGAUUCAUUUCUCGUCUUGGCGCUCCUUUAGCCGGACUUGCCCUUAGCGGUAUGCCACACAUCACCGACCAACUGUGGCAAAGUCUCAUGCCACUACUGCACAGCACCAAGAUUCUCAUAAUGGGGACUCAAGAAAGAUUAGGAAUAAACAUUCACGUUGACCAGUUGAUGGACGGAAUAGCGAACAGUUGCCCUAAUCUGGAGCGGUUAGAACUGCGAUGGGACCCAGAGAAUUUGCGCUUCAGUGACAAGAGUCAGAAGGCCAUCGACAUCUUACGUGUCAAGUGCCUCAAGCUUAAGUGUUUAGUGCUGAGUGACGGCCGAUAUUAUGAGAUUGUCAAAGCCAACUUUGAACGAGCGGACCGCACCACUGUCGUAAGAACGUCAACUAACUGCCGAGUUUCCAACUACUACUUAUUAUCGAAUUACAAAGAACUUAUAUUCAACUAGCAGAUAUAGAGGGAUUCUUUACUAAGUAUGAUAUGUUUUAUCGCAACACACAACAUAAUAAUGCCAAAUGUUUGGUAUGGAUGCUCAGUAUUUGUACGCAUGUAUUUCUUGUACUGGACUUCGUAGCGCAGGACCGGACAUACACUAAAUAGAGCUCAAAAGUUGCUACUGGAGAUUAAUAUUGCCAUUGUUAAAUCAUGAGAGGUUUCAUUUACCAAUUCAACUUUAAUACAACUGUCAUUGGGUUUCGAAUAUUAAGCUCUUAUCGUUCGAUUUCUGUUGGAGCAACCUCGUAAGAUAUUGUGCCUGGAAUUGAUUUCGCUUGACGUAUGAUUUCGGUUAGACACGAUUGCGAUCAAUUAAUAAAAGGGCUCCCAACGUGAAAAUCAACUUGCAAACUCGUAUCUGGCGUCACGCAGUAGACCUGCAGGUUCUUAGAUCACAUACCAAAGAAUUAUUCUUAAACAAGUUUGAUUACUUAUUCACGUAUUUCAUUUUAAUAAAUAAGUAGUUCC